AUGCCUAAAGACGCUCAGCACAUUGUCUUUCUCGACAACUACUACCGCAGUCUCCCCAAUCCCGACAUCUUAAUGGAACCGACUAAACAGACUGCGAUUAGAUGCAACGCAGCACACAUUCCACCAACAACUCCAGGUGUUGAUGGUGUCGAUUCGCAAAUUGUCGGAAGACAUAUCAGCGAAUGUCGAAGACGCGCUCGUCAUCAACCUCGAGCAGAACGCCUCUUGCCGUGGCAAGUAGCUAUCCUCGAAGCAGCCUACCUCAAUAAUCAUUAUCCAUCCGCAGGAGAAAGAAUGAUACUGAUGGACGACACUAGACAAAGCUACAGGAAGAUAAAGAAUUGGUUCGAACAAAAGGCGAAGAUGCUGAAGAAAGCAGGCGGAGGUCCUGCCGGUCCAAAUCCCGGCAGCAACAAAUACUCCACCAAGAUGUGGAAGGCAUACUAUGAAGAUCCGGUGGGUUACGUUCGGAAGUUGAGGAACGGCGAGAUCGAUUUGGUCACUGGUGCCGCUAUUGGUCAAGCGGCAAUUAACUUGUCUAAUGCACCGGCAAGUGGCCCCAUCAACAAUACAAGCGAAGAUACUGGUCUAGCAGCGUUGGGACCUAGCGCGAAUAUCGAUUCGGCGCCUUAUUAUCAACCUAAGCAUCAACAUGGUCAAGGUGAUCUUCCUGGUAUGCAGUCACAGCCCUACGACCAGAUGAUCCAGCUGGGGCAGUAUGAUUACUCGAAUAUGCAGGCACCUCCUCAAAGUCCAAUUCCUAAACAAGGACAAUAUGGGCUCCAUUCAAUGCCCGUAUACACUCGGGACCAAGAUGAAAUAUACUCCAUGCCGCCACCCCAACCAAUGAACUCGGGUAUUGGUAGUUACGCAGGCGGGCGAAGCUACGAAGUGAGCAGAGUUCAGCCUGCAUCUCAACAGACAGCUUAUACAGGGGUAUAUGCUGUCGACGAUAACCAAGCUGUGCCUGGCCAAUACGGCUAUGGCAUGCCUGCAAAUUCCCAGUCUGGCAUUCCAUACGAUCCGUUUGCCGUUCAGAAUGAUGGUGAACUUGAUUAUCAGGGGCAGAAUAGAUAUGAGCCCAUCUAUCCUUCAGUUCCUCGAAAUUAUGCUGUGCAAUAUAUGCCAGCAUAUCCGCAAGUCCCAGAGAGUCCGGCUGGACAAUUGCUUGGUGAGACUUUCACCCAGUCUCAAAAUCCUGCACGAAAGAGAAAGUUGAUCCCUGAGGACGACGAAAUAAACCAGGGCCCGCAUUCCACGCAUUUGAGAAAGCGACCUCGUCAAGCGUCCAAUUCUCGACUUUCUGCCUUGUCUGAAAGUCCAAUGUUUGCUGGAGCUGAUGCUAGAAUGAGAGUCACCAAAGAGCCAGUCAAGAGACUGGGGGCUUCGAGACUAGCUCCAAAAACUCAUCAGCGACCAACGGCUGGCGAGUCUGGAAUUCGAAGAACUUCCGGGAGUGGGACUGAUGACUCCAUAAAUUCAUCCUUCGACGGCAGUGGCAUUGGUGAGAGAUGGACUCCUCAUCCACACUCGAGGCUGAAUAUCUGUCAUAGCAGUCCUUAUGAGCGAGAGACAGCUGAAGAAGGAGAGACAUCUCCUAAUAUCCGAGCUCCCAAUAUCCGAACUCCUGAAGUCCGAGAUGCGGAUUCCGAAGGACGAGACAGCCCUCUACUUUUCGGGCCUGAACAAAGUGGUCCUAGUAAUGAUAUCGAAGCUGGUUCUGGACAACGGUUUGUCGCCUCCGAACCACCUAUCCCAGAAAGUGUGAGCAAAAUGACACAGGGCGUAGCGCAUACACAACAGCAUGCUGCCACCAACAUUCCGGAUCCUGUGGCACAACAUUACGAUGCAGCUCGCGCAAGAGUGCCAAGUCCCGCAAUUUAUAAUACAACUGGGGGCUUAAAUGGGAGCUGGGAAGCCAAUGUGGGAGUUCAGGGACUCCAUCCACAAGAGUAUUCUGCUUUCUCACAGGAAGAGGCUCACGAUCUUGAGCCAUCCGGUCAAGUAUCUCCAGAGAACACUCUAGAUGUACAAGACAAUGAGAAUUUCGAGGAUUUGCUUGCUGCGCCAGAGAUGCAUGCACUAGAGCAGACAUUUCUGCACAACGGAGAGUUCGAUUACUCGGCUUUCCUGGGCAAUGACGGCCUUUUCGAGGAUUGGAAUUCACCCAAUCUCGAUGUCAACAAUUGA
This is a messenger RNA of Botrytis byssoidea, 2190 nucleotides long. RefSeq lists its product as uncharacterized. Lineage: Eukaryota; Fungi; Ascomycota; Leotiomycetes; Helotiales; Sclerotiniaceae. Bases 1 to 2190 code for a protein of 729 amino acids. The record is from RefSeq and is a predicted model, not a curated record. The transcript has 3 exons. Gene Ontology annotation, molecular function: DNA binding.